GGUUAAAGCAACAUGGCAGCGCCCUGUACAUUUCUGUGAGAGUGAAAUUAGAAGUUGAGUAUAAAGAAGCAUCAAUAGAGUAAUGGCAGAUGUUAGCAGCGGCCCAGUGGCUGAUACUCUACCCUCAAACGAGAAGAAUCCACCUUCAAACGAUGAGACUCCUGAUGACCUCCCUCAGGUCUCCAACAACGAUGGCAUAAAGUCCGACGACAAAGCUGAGGGGGGAAACGAGGCGGCCUCUGACCCGGACAUGUACCGUUACAUCAAAGAGGAACUCUUCACAUCUGAGAUCUACAAAGUGGAGAUCAGGAAUCUACCCAAGUUCACUGGUUUUAACGACCUGAAGAAGUUCCUGGCCAGACACAGCCUCAACCCGCACAAAGUCAAGCUGUUUGGCAAGCAGACGUUUGCUUUCGUCACCUUUAAGAAUGAAGAAGACCGUGACAAGGCCAUGAAGAUGGUUCAUGGCAUGAAUUGGAAAGGCCAGGUGCUGAGCGUAAGGCUGGCCAAGCCCAAAGAGGACCCCAUCCAGAGGAAGAGGAAGCAGGAGGAAGGAGAGGUCGUGGGAGGGCAGCCCCCAUCCAAGCGAACCGAAAGGGAUGAGGAAGAGGAGCCGUUCAGUGUCCAGAUCGCCAACGUGGUGACUCCUCUGUGGAAUGUGCCUUACGAGGAGCAGCUGAAGAUGAAGGAGCAGGAGGUGGUGGUGGUUCUGAAGAGGCUGGCCAAAGAGAUUGGCAGCACCAACAAAGCCAUGUUGCCAUGGCUGUUUGCACAGAAAGGGAAGUACAACAACAUGUGUUGUUCUCUGGAAUCUAUCCGGCCAUCUCCUACACAGACGGAGUACAGAAACAAGUGCGAGUUCCUCAUUUCAAUGGGCGCCGAUGGCGAGGAUAAGACCAUCGGUUUCCGCCUGGGAAAAUAUAAAGGCGGCUCCUGUGCUGUGGUGGGGCCAGGUGAGACGAGCCACGUCUCAGCCGAGGCCAAGAGUGUGGUCAGCGCGUUUCAGAAGUUCAUCAGAACAACACCGUACUCUGUGUACAGUCCUGAAACCUAUGAAGGACACUGGAAGCAGCUGACCGUCCGGACUACAAGGACCAAACAAGCCAUGGCUGUAGCGUUCUUCAACCCGCAGAAACUUGAAGCGGAGGAAGUCGAUGCAUUAAAGAGCUCCAUGAAGAAGUUCUUUACAGAAGGAGAGGGUAAAGACAGCGGAGUAACCUCUCUUUACUUUGUCAGAGAGGGUCAAAGGACUUCUCCUAACCUCGAGGACUUGCCCUGUGAGCUGGUGGCUGGAGAGGACUGCAUUCAUGAGGAACUCUUGGGUCUCAAGUUUCGAAUAUCUCCUCUUUCCUUCUUCCAAGUGAAUACAGGAGCUGCAGAGGUGCUGUACUCCGCUGUGGGGGAAUGGGCCCAGCUGGACCAGGACAGCACGGUGCUGGAUGUGUGCUGCGGGACGGGGACCAUCGGCAUCUCUCUGGCAAAGAGAGUAAAGAAGGUAAUUGGAAUCGAAAUGUGCCAGGAAGCCGUGGAGGAUGCCAAAGUUAAUGCAAAGUCCAAUGGUCUGACUAAUAUCGAGUUUCACUGUGGAAAAGCUGAGGAUGUGUUCCCCAACAUUCUCAAUGCCCUGGUGUCGCCCAACAUCACAGUCAUUGUGGAUCCGCCGAGGGCCGGCCUACAUUCCAAGGUCAUACUUGCCAUCAGGAGGGCAGCACAUCUGAAGAGGCUGGUUUACGUGGCAUGCAAUGCGAAGGCUGCCAUGAACAACUUCAUCGAUCUGUGCAGAGCGCCCUCCAAGCGAGUUCACGGGGCCCCAUUUCGUCCGGUUCGGGCCAUGGCUGUGGAUCUGUUCCCUCAGACCAUCCAUGUGGAGAUGCUUUUGCUGCUGGAGAGGGUGGACUACGACUCCCAGCCACAGCAGACCAGCAAGCAAUAAGGAAGAGACAUUCUGAUAUCCACACUAUACUAUUAAGUAUGUAAAAUGCAGUCUGCCAAAAAAAAAAAGGACUUUCCACUUCAUCAGGUCAUAUUAGUAAGAAUGCUAUUUGGAAAUAUUGUCCACGUGUUGAAAAGCCCCGACGAAAUGUUGUUCAUGUGUUGAGACUGCAAAUACAAAUAUGAAAAAAAUGCAGUAAGGUCGUCAUCAUGCACACGGAAUUUGACAGACUAUGUAUUAGAAAAUACAUAACUCUGUUCUGGCAUACUAUAUAGUAUCAUGGGUUGGGGCACUUAACUUUAGAAACGGGCCCGGUCCUGAAAUGUAUGUUGAAAGCAGUUUUUCCUGUUGGUAAAGUAAUCUGCAAAGCCUUAGUCUUAAUUUUAAAGGGUCAGUCUAUUCUAAAAACAUGUACCCCUCACCAGUCUUUUGUAAUGCACUAUUAAUGCAUCAAAUAAAGCUGGUGUGAACACGA
Molecule: messenger RNA, 2408 nt
Organism: Pseudoliparis swirei
Lineage: Eukaryota; Metazoa; Chordata; Actinopteri; Perciformes; Liparidae
Gene: trmt2a
Product: tRNA methyltransferase 2 homolog A
Exons: 12
Coding region: 83-1933 (616 amino acids)
Biological process (GO): RNA processing
Molecular function (GO): RNA binding; RNA methyltransferase activity
Source: RefSeq, a predicted model, not a curated record